Molecule: messenger RNA, 1035 nt
Organism: Lemur catta (Ring-tailed lemur)
Lineage: Eukaryota; Metazoa; Chordata; Mammalia; Primates; Lemuridae
Product: PEST proteolytic signal-containing nuclear protein-like
Exons: 1
Biological process (GO): proteasome-mediated ubiquitin-dependent protein catabolic process; protein ubiquitination
Cellular component (GO): nucleus
Source: RefSeq, a predicted model, not a curated record
GAUUUACAAUAAAAAUAAAAUUGUUACAUUUUUUUAUAAAUUAGGUGCUCUGAUGAUUGCUCACACAAUUUGGUGGUCAUUGUUUUAUAUUGAUUUACUCAACAAACAUUUAUUUAAGUUUAUACCAGGUGCUUAAUAAGAUAUGGUCCUGCCUUCAAGAGAUUUAUAUUAUGGUGGGAUAAAAAACAUGUAAAUAAAUAAAUGCAUUCAAAUACCAGUACUAGAGGCAAGUGUGGACACAUAAAGGAGGAAAGAAUGAUUUCUUUUGACUUGAGCUGAGGAGGAAGGAAAGAGAAGAGUUAAUCUUAAAAAUGAAUAGGUGCUGGGCGAGGAAAAUGGUGGACGGGAAGGCGGGAGAGGAGAAGCCUGAAAAGUCGCAGCGAGCUGGAGCUGCCAGAGGACCUGAAGAAGAAGCAGAAAAACCUGUGAAAACUAAGACUGUUUCUUCCAGUAAUGGAGGGGAAAGUUCCAGUCGCAGCGCUGAGAAGAGAUCAGCUGAAGAAGAAGCUGCAGACCUCCCAACAAAGCCUACAAAGAUCUCCAAGUUUGGAUUUGCCAUAGGUAGUCAGAUGACAAAGAAAGCAUCAGCCAUAUCCAUCAAACUUGGAUCAAGUAAGCCUAAAGAAACUAUUCCAACUCUUGCUCCAAAAACUCUUUAAGUAGCAGCGGCUUUUAGUGAAGAUGAAGAUAGUGAACCAGAGGAAAUGCCUCCAGAAGCAAAGAUGAGAAUGAAGAAUAUUGGAAGGGAUACACCAACAUCAGCUGGACCAAACUCCUUCAAUAAAGGAAAGCAUAGGUUUUCUGAUAACCAGAAGCUGUGGGAACGAAAUAUAAAAUCUCAUCUUGGAAAUGUCCAUGACCAAGACAAUUAAAUGAUGUGUUUUGAAAUUGGGGUGUGGGGUGGGUGUAAAGUUAAAAGGAACAGUUUCCUUUUGUAAAGAAUGGCAUAAGACUAUCUUUGGAGCCGCUUGUUUUUCUUUUUCAUUUUUUUUUUUAAGAUUGAGUGGUACACUAAUAAAUGAGAGUUUGAAAUUA